AUGACAAACAGAGCUUUAUCUUUCCCAUCAUCUCCUGUUGGCUAUGUAUUUCGUCCGACCGAUGAAGAAUUGGUGAAUCAUUACCUGAGGUUAAAAAUGCAUGGCGGCUAUGAACAAGAAGUCAGCAUAAUCGCCGAAGUUAAUGUGUGCGAUUUUGAGCCUUGGGUACUCCCUGGGCUUUCUACAUAUCAGUCAAACGAUCCAGAGAGUUAUUUCUUUUGUCCUCGCAGUUAUAAGUACGUAAAUAGUCACCAGGCUAAUAGGACAACUGUAGCUGGAUACUGGAAAGUGACCGGCAAGAAUCGUAUAAUCAAAGCUAAAUCUACCAAGGAGCAUAUUGCUACCAAGAAGACUCUGGUUUUCUACGAGAAUCGUGUUCCUAAUGGAGUCAAGACCGAUUGGGUCAUCCACGAGUACCAUCCAACUUUCAGCUUCCACAACCAGAGGGACUUCGUUCUCUGCAAACUGAAGAAACAUCCAGAUGAGAACAUGCCAACAUUUGAAGAAAGUGAAUCAAGUUCCAAUGUUCCUUAUGGUUUUGGAAAUCAAAAUCCAACUGUGCGUAAUUAUCCCUUGAUCUUGGAAGAAGGUGGACAUACUGCCCAGAUGGCUUCUAAUUUAGCAAACAAUAGGCUAGAGGAAGAGAUCAAUCAACUCCGAACACAACUGGAAUCAUUCCGUGGAUUUGAUGAUGGAGAUUUCGGCCUGAAUUCUGCCCUGCAGUUUUCACCCGGGAAUUAUAUGUAA
This is a messenger RNA of Populus trichocarpa (black cottonwood), 747 nucleotides long. RefSeq names its product protein NTM1-like 9. Gene Ontology annotation, biological process: regulation of DNA-templated transcription. The coding region runs from base 1 to 747 and encodes 248 amino acids. The record is from RefSeq and is a predicted model, not a curated record. Lineage: Eukaryota; Viridiplantae; Streptophyta; Magnoliopsida; Malpighiales; Salicaceae. Gene Ontology annotation, molecular function: DNA binding. The transcript has 4 exons.